AUGUACUCUGCAGUAGUGAAGUUUGCCGUGGGGUCUACUCGCGGAGGUCCACACAUUUGUGUAAGAAAUAGACAGAUGGCUGGUUUGUGGCGUCGUCCCACAACUACUACGAUCUUCACUCUACACUCGUAUCUUCCCACUGCUUUCAUUACUCUUCAGCGGCGACAGCAGGGAGCCUUAUCGAAGUUACUACACAACCCCGAUGAUCCGUAUCUACUGCCUAUACGGGAAAUGGAUAUACCCCGCAUUGCUGUGGUGGCCCUCACGGAGGGAAAAGAACUGCAGCACCUCUGCGAUGGACUUAUUGCCGUGAACGUCACUCUCGGGGCGCAGGUGCGGAGUGGGGCAGUAACGCAAGAGGAAUUGGACGCGGCCUUUUCUGUUUACAAGGAAGUAUUGCGUCACGCACCCAGAACCAUCUCUUCUUCUUAUAAUGACGUGAAUACCGUUAAUAAUGAGAAUAAUAAUACGACUGUUCAUCAUGAUCUUGUUGAGAGACGCGUUCCAGAAGAUGUUUGGCGAUCGGAGUGGGAGUCACCACUAGAGGAGUUCCUUUUGAUAUUUCGUGCAUCGGGUGACACACGGCUUUCUUAG
Trypanosoma theileri is the source of this 594-nucleotide messenger RNA. RefSeq lists its product as uncharacterized. The transcript has a single exon. Lineage: Eukaryota; Euglenozoa; Kinetoplastea; Trypanosomatida; Trypanosomatidae. Bases 1 to 594 code for a protein of 197 amino acids. The record is from RefSeq and is a predicted model, not a curated record.